ACGCUGCGGGUGCUGCUCAAAGACGCGCUGCUGGAGCCCGGCGCCGGCGUGCUCUCCAUCUACUACCUGGGGAAGAAGUUCAUAGGAGACCUGCAACCAGAUGGGAGGAUCGUCUGGCAAGAGACGGGGCAGGUAUUCAACUCGCCCAGUGCCUGGGCCACCCACUGCAAGAAGCUCGUGAACCCAGCCAAGAAGUCAGGCUGUGGCUGGGCCUCCGUCAAGUACAAGGGCCAGAAACUGGACAAGUACAAGGCUGCCUGGCUCCGGCGGCACCAGCUCCAUGUGCCUGCAGUGACAGCUGAAGAGAGUCCAGCCAGUGAAGGGGAGGAGGAGGAGCUGCUGAUGGAGGAGGAAGAGGAGGAGGUUCCGGCGGGGGUCUCGGCGGAGGAAAAGACCCGCAGAGCCUCAGGAAAAGGCCCCUCGGAGGCUGCCCACCAAGAUGCUACGCCCCCCGGGAAGUGUGUGGAGAACAAGAUCCGAGUGCCAGUUCGCUAUUGCAUGCUGGGCAGUCGGGACUCAGCAAGGAGCCCCCACACCCUGGUGGAAGUCACGUCAUUUGCAGCCAUUAAUAAGUUCCAGCCGUUCAACGUGGCCAUCUCCAGCAACGUGCUGUUCCUGCUGGAUUUCCAUAGCCACCUGACUCGGAGCGAGGUUGUGGGAUACCUGGGAGGCCGCUGGGACAUCAACAGCCAGAUGCUCACCGUGCUCCGAGCCUUCCCCUGCCGGAGCCGCCUAGGUGACGUGGACACCGCAGCCACAGUUGAGGAGGAGGUCUACCAGAGCCUGUUCCUGCGGGGCCUGUCCCUGGUGGGCUGGUACCACAGCCACCCGCAUAGCCCGGCGCUGCCCUCGCUGCAGGACAUCGACACACAGAUGGACUACCAGCUGCGCCUCCAGGGCUCCAGUAACGGCUUCCAGCCCUGCCUGGCGCUGCUCUGCUCACCCUACUACACUGGCAACCCGGGCCCUGAGUCCAAGAUCUUGCCCUUCUGGGUGAUGCCACCCCCAGAGAUGCUGCUGGUGGAGUUCUAUAAGGGCGCCCCAGACCUCGUGCGCUUCCAGGAGCCCUGGAGUCAGGAGCACACCUACCUGGACAAGCUGAAGAUGUCCCUGGCCAGCAGGACCCCCAAGGACCCAGGCCUGUGCCACGUACUGGAGCAGGUCUACGGUGUCCUCAAGCAGGCCAGCUGAAACUGCCA
Molecule: messenger RNA, 1199 nt
Organism: Elephantulus edwardii (Cape elephant shrew)
Lineage: Eukaryota; Metazoa; Chordata; Mammalia; Macroscelidea; Macroscelididae
Gene: MPND
Product: MPN domain containing
Exons: 11
Coding region: 343-1191 (282 amino acids)
Biological process (GO): double-strand break repair
Cellular component (GO): BRISC complex; BRCA1-A complex
Molecular function (GO): polyubiquitin modification-dependent protein binding; metallopeptidase activity
Source: RefSeq, a predicted model, not a curated record